Molecule: messenger RNA, 2003 nt
Organism: Callorhinus ursinus (northern fur seal)
Lineage: Eukaryota; Metazoa; Chordata; Mammalia; Carnivora; Otariidae
Source: RefSeq, a predicted model, not a curated record
AUGCUGGUGAAGAAGCAUGCAGGGAAAGGUGGGGGUCGGGAACCAGGCUCUGAGGACCAGAGCCCCGCCGGGCAGCGUUGUGUCUGGACCGUGCCCCCGUGCACCGCCCUGGCGGCCCUUCUGUCAGUGGUGGCUGUGAUGUCUUGUCUGUACCUGGGGGUGAAAACCAACGACCUCCAGGCGAGGAUCGCUGCUCUGGAAUCCGCAAAAGGGGACCCUUUCAUCCAUCUGCUUCCCGAUGGCCUGGAUCAGCUCAAAACAAUGGUGCAAGAGAAAGUGGAGCGACUUCUGGCUCAGAAAUCCUAUGAACAUAUGGCUAAAAUAAGAAUUGCGAGAGAAGCACCUUCAGAGUGCAACUGCCCAGCAGGCCCUCCAGGGAAACGAGGUAAGAGAGGCCGAAGGGGAGAAUCUGGUCCUCCCGGUCAACCUGGUCCUCACGGCCCUCCUGGUCCAAAAGGUGAUAAGGGAGAACAAGGUGAUCAGGGACCUCGGAUGGUGUUUCCUAAAAUCAAUCAUGGGUUUCUCUCUGCUGAUCAGCAGCUCAUUAAACGCCGCCUCAUUAAGGGUGACCAAGGACAGGCUGGGCCUCCAGGACCCCCAGGCCCCCCUGGCCCAAGAGGGCCUCCAGGGGACACAGGGAAAGAUGGCCCCCGUGGAAUGCCAGGAGUGCCCGGUGAACCAGGGAAACCAGGAGAACAAGGCUUGAUGGGUCCUCUGGGGCCUCCAGGACAAAAGGGUUCUGUUGGAGUACCUGGAAUUCCAGGGGUGAAUGGUCAAAAGGGUGAGCCUGGGUUGCCUGGAACAGUAGGACAAAAUGGAAUGCCAGGGCCAAAGGGAGAACCUGGAGAUCAAGGCGAAAAGGGAGAAGCUGGAGAGAGUGGCCCCAAAGGUGACACAGGCGAAAAGGGUGACCCUGGAUCAUCUGCUGCAGGAAUUAAGGGGGAACCUGGAGAAUCUGGUCGUCCAGGGCAAAAGGGUGAACCAGGGCUUCCUGGGCUUCCUGGACUUCCGGGGAUAAAGGGAGAACCAGGUUUCAUUGGUCCUCAAGGAGAACCGGGCUUACCAGGGUUACCAGGAACAAAGGGUGAACGUGGGGAGGCAGGGCCUCCUGGAAGAGGUGAGCGAGGGGAGCCUGGAGCCCCUGGACCAAAGGGGAAACAAGGUGAAUCAGGAACUAGAGGCCCAAAGGGGUCAAAGGGUGAUCGUGGAGAGAAAGGGGACUCUGGAGCCCUGGGACCAAGGGGUCCACCUGGUCAAAAGGGAGAUCAGGGAGCCACCGAGAUCAUAGACUACAAUGGCAACCUCCAUGAAGCCUUGCAGAGGAUUACCACCCUAACUGUCACGGGUCCCCCUGGACCACCUGGACCUCAAGGACUACAAGGGCCAAAGGGAGAACCAGGAUCUCCAGGAAUCCCAGGAGUUGAUGGAGAGCAGGGACUUAAAGGCUCAAAGGGAGACAUGGGGGACCCAGGUAUGCCAGGUGAAAAAGGAGGAAUUGGACUUCCUGGAUUACCGGGUGCCAAUGGAAUGAAAGGAGAAAAAGGAGACUCCGGACUGCCGGGUCCUCAGGGUCCUUCCAUAAUAGGCCCACCAGGCCCACCAGGCCCCCAUGGCCCACCAGGCCCCAUGGGACCCCAUGGACUUCCUGGACCAAAGGGUACAGAUGGCCCUAUGGGACCCCAUGGCCCCGCAGGUCCCAAAGGAGAAAGAGGUGAAAAAGGAGCUAUGGGAGAACCCGGACCCAGAGGACCCUAUGGUCUGCCUGGGAAAGAUGGAGAGCCUGGUCUUGAUGGCUUCCCUGGUCCACGAGGCGAGAAGGGUGAUGUAGGAGAAAAGGGAGAAAAGGGAUUCCGUGGCGUUAAGGGGGAAAAAGGGGAGCCAGGCCAGCCUGGCCUGGAUGGGCUGGAUGCCCCUUGCCAAUUGGGGCCAGAUGGAUUACCCAUGCCUGGCUGUUGGCAAAAGUGAUGAAUCUAACCUUCCGAGCAUGAAGUUGUAUAUAUAAG